ACGGCUGACCUUUUGCUACUGAGGAAACAAGUGCUGACGAGAACAUCCCCACUUAAAUAUAAUGACAAAACAUCUGGCAUACUAUUUUCAAUGAUGACUUUGGAAGAAAAGAUGUUCAAUGAACCAAUUUAGAAAUGGCAGGUGCUUGGCUUCAGUCUGGUGGUUUAUUUGACAUAGGCUGUUCAGGUGCAUUAGCUUCUGUGGAAGUAGAGGAAUUAAUGUUUAGCAGCUACUUUAGUUUGAUGAAUUACUCUGCCAAAAGUUCAUUGGCCUGCUAAACCCAGGGUUGUGAGUUCAAUUCUUGAGGGGGCCAUUUAGGGAUUUGGGGCAAAAAUCUGGGGAUUGGUCCUGCUUUGAGCAGGGGGUUGGACUAGAUGACCUCCUGAGGUCCCUUCCAACCCUGAUAUUCUGUGAAAAGUAAUGUUUAUGGCUGGCAUCUCAAAUUUAUUGCUUUCUUCUGUACAUUAGGUAGAGCAUCUCGAGUUUAGUUACAGUAGAGCAUGAAGAACAACAAUCUGGUUUUAAAAUACAGAUGUGCCAGCUCAUAUUGCUGAUGCACAUUUAAACCCUGAAGGGGAAUAACCACAAAUGAACGUAAGAUGCGCAAACUGGUGUUUCAUCUGCAUCUUUGAAUGACAACGGUGUGUCGCUUUGUAAAGUUGCAGGAAGAGAGGAAGUAGAGGAUGUGAGAAACUGAUCUUCACCCACCUGCCUGCGGCAGAGAGGAAGAAAACCGUUAGGAUAAGGAAGCUGCAGAUGCCACAAACUGUUCCUGCUUGUUGAUGGAAACACUCUCAGGAAAGAAGUACUUAUUUGCUGAGGUAGAGCAAAGGCUGAGGAAGGCUUUGCCAAUUUACAGCUGGGAAAAGGAGAAAUCCAAGAUGAUUGAAACUUAGAGAGAGAGACCUGAAAUCUUGCAUAGUGUGGAAAGGAGCUAGGAUGGGAGACACAAGACUCCACAUCCUGACAGCUGUUUACAACACUGGAACUGAUUGCUCAUCCUCUUCUUAAAGCCAAGGAAAGAUAAAGCCAGACAGGGUUUGGCUUGGGACACGUUUGUCUGCUCCUAAUAGACCUAGGUACCUCCUCGGAUUCCUUGUCUCUCCCAGUUUUAACUCUUGAUGCAUGCGAGAGAUCAAUUCUCUCCCUAGAGGACUGAGCCCUUGGUUGGAUUCUGCCACAUCCUGCUUCUCCAGGAGAAGAGUGAUUGUAGCAGCUUUGGGUUUUCGUCGUCCAGCAUUGAUGAAGGAAAAGAGAACUGAUGGGGGCUGGUGAUUAAAGAAGGGGUCCCAUUACUAAGCUAAGGAUGGGCAGACCUCAUUGAGCACCCUUUGAAUUGUGCGCAAGGGUUUAAAUGACAGAAGGUGAAAUCUCCCAUUGAAAAGGAACAAACCCACAACCCCCCUUCUGGGCUUAUGUGCUGUCAGCUCUGGCCUGAGGUAAAGUUGCCCUGAGCCAUUUGACUUUUUAGGUUUCAUAGCUGAGUGAAUUUUAAUUGAGAUCUGAAGACUUGGUGCAAGUGGGGUAAAAUUUUGAAGGCAGAGUUGGGGGGGAAAUCUCCUGGUCAGUUUCCAUUUAUGAUAGCUCUGCGGGGCUGAGCAGACUGACUUCCCUUUCCCUCCACCCUUUGCCUGAUCAAACUGCGGCUGUGAAUCAGAAUUUGCAAAUAAAUAGAUCCAUGUCGGUUCAAUGUAUCCAACUUGAACAGAGGAUCUCUCCAGAGACAAGCGCAUUGGCGCAUGCUGAUGAUUUGACAUCGUCUACCAGAGUGGAUCAUCUUCAACAGCAGUAACUUCAAUAAGAAAGAAAGAGAAAAGGAGGAAAAAAGAGCCAUCCAUAUUUAUUAUUUCGUUUUGCUCCUGGAGAGUAUUCAGCCUCGACUCAACACCCCCUUCUAAAAAGAAGCCAAAAUGAGGGGCUGGAUCUGGCUACUUGUGGCAACUUUACUGUGUCAGCAGCUCUCUCUCUUUAGAGUGAUGGCAGCAAAGAGAGAGAGAAAGAAGAUGAAAGAGCCCAAUCAGUAUACAGAACCCUUCAAUGCAACCCUGUCCAACAGUGAAGAGCUGCAUGGGCAUCCCGAGAUUCUAGAAUCUCCAGAUCCUCGAAUCACAGAUCCGCGGCGCACCUGGAUCUCAUUUGUACAUCGCCCGGACGAUGGCAACAACUCCAAAAGGAAAUGCAAAGGGAGAGACAAGAAAUUACGUGGCCUUGUUGGGCCCCCAGGGCCGCCGGGCCCCCAGGGACCUCCAGGAGCACCAGGGGCCGAAGUCACCCAGGAAGUCCUGCUGCAGGAGUUCAAGGAGAUACUAAAAGAAACCAUUGAACGGCGGGCAUCUCUGGCUAUCUCAGCCCACCCUAGCCAACUGCCCCCGCUCCUGCUGUCACUGGAGGAGACCUCGCCCUACAAACGGGUGGAGGAAGCGUUCCACUGCAAACUGAAAGGGCAGGUCGUUGUGGACAAGAAGACCCUGGUCGAACUUCAGAACUUCCAGUCGCCUUUGGCCAAAGGAGCUUUCCUCCGGGGAUCAGGCUUGAACCUGGUGACUGGGCGCUUCACAGCAACUGUGUCUGGCAUCUACCAGUUUUCAGCCAACGUCCACAUCGACCACAGUGAGCUGAAGAGCAAAGUGCAGCUGCGGGCCAGAGACAACGUCCGUGUGCUGAUCUGCAUUGAAUCUCUCUGUCAUCGAUACACAUCUUUGGAAGUUAUUGCUGGUCUGGAAAGUAACAGCAAGAUCUUCACCGUUUAUGUGCAUGGGUUGCUACAGCUACAGGCUGGGCAAUACACCUCCAUAUUUGUCGACAACAGUGCAGGAGCCCCCAUCACCAUUCAGAAUGGAUCAGAUUUCAUGGGCAUGUUUAUGGGCGUCUAACCUGGAUCCCCACCACAGGUUGGGUGGGGAAGGACAUGACUCAAGGAACCUUGCAACUUACAUCUGACUGAAGAACCCUUUACUCUGACCCUAGAGGACUGCUUCGUUACCCAUUGGCGUCUAUUUUUAAUACAGUGAAGUAAAGAGCCUUUCCUUCUGCAGACACUCAACUUGCUUUUCAAAGGCUGCUGCUUUUAAAUGUCUACAUGAGUUCUGCCUACAAAUAUAUUUUAAAUAAUAAUAAUAAUAAUUAAAAAAAUAACUGUAUAUUAUUUAAAUUGUCUGUGCUUCACCAAAAGCUCACAGCACAAUAUACCAAGGUCUGGAAGGGUUACAUUGUAACUAUCUGUAUAACUCAAUAGAGCUUGUAUCCGGCGCGCUUGGGGAUCGAUGGGUUUCGUUUGAGUUUCUUUGCAAACUAGCUAACAAAGCAACAAAACAAAAAACAAACAAACAAACAAAAAGGACGGAUUCUGUGUUUUUGGGAGGAAGAAGAUAGGGAUUUGCCAGCGAACUCUGCUGAUGUCACGCUCUGGACAAGUUGAAAGCCUCUGCUUUCCGUCCUGACUCCUGGAUGACUGAUACACAGCAUGCUGACUGCUUUAUCUAACAUCAGACCUGAGUGUUGCCCAGUGUAAUUCUGGGGGCCCAAGGACUGAAGCGACCUUCUUACUUUAUUUCCAAAUAGUUUCUGAAUCUUGUGACAAAGCCGAGCAUUUCAUGUUGGCUGCGUGGUUACUUUUUUAUGUUAGGAUCAGACAAACAAGCAAGGGCAACAGUUCUAGCCAACUCUCCGCUUCCCUUAUAUUCUUAUGUUUUAGUAAGAUAUAUAUGUAUUUUUAGUCACAUCCAUACAUGCAGUAUCCCCUGGGCCCCACGUAUUAAAUUGUAAACAUGUCAGGAGCACAGUUGCUGGUUGCCAACAGGCCUGGGAAAGACGGGGGGCCAGAGGCCCCAGACUGGCAAGGUGAAAGUUGUCUUUUUGUAUGGUGCUAAUUUGGUGGCGGAAUUGAUGAAAGUAUCAGAGCAACAAGGAGGAGUGCAACUCCCCUCCCUAUAGAAGGCAUCAUUUAGGACCCACCUAUUCCAUACUUUUAGGUAUUAAGUGCUUCAAAGGCCUUGUAAAUGUCACCUGGAAGGCACCAAACAAGAAGGUCACAGGAUCGGGGCUUCUCUACACCGCAGUUUGCAAAGGUAGGUGCCUUAAUCGGUCUUGCUCCUCCCAAAUUCCGGUGUUCCCCGGUGCUAAGGUGUGAAAUCCUGACGCCCGUGAAGUCAAUAGGAGUUUUGACUUCAGUGGGGCCAGGAUUUCACCCAUGAUCUGGAGACUUGGAUAACCUCUGAAACACAUAAAAGCUCAUUGGAUGCACCUGGAUGUUGAUUCCAGCGUCAGUAGAUGGGAUUUGGAUGUUUUGCUAAUGCAAACUCCACAGAAAAAUGGCCCUGCCAGAUGACACUAAAGAGACACUGGCAAGGCAAAGAAUGAGACCGAUGGGCCUUUUAACAUUGAUCUAAACUGAUAGGAAAAUAAAUUAGAGAUUCCAAAUACGUAGUUUGGGGGUCUUGUACUUGUCUAAUCUAUCACCGUCUUUACCAAGCAAUGAACGCAAAGAACCCACGGAUGCCAUUUUUGUGAUACCUACAGAAACACUGUCCACUCCUCCCACUCCUCCCUCUGCUGGCUCUAUGGGAGGAGAUAAUCAAUGAGCCUCCAUGCUCCAGUGAGGCUGCAGCACACAGCUGAUCGAUUUAAGGCACUGUGGGAAAAGUUGCGGUAGAACAGAAAUUGAUUCUUUUGUAUCAGCUACUUUCUAAUCCCAGGGAGAAAAAUAUCCAGCACAAAGGCGUUGGGGAGGAGUUUGCUAUGAGCAUAUUAAAAAGCAGUGAAGAAUUGGGAAAUCCGGCCUGAGGGUGUCCCUUUAAACACAGGCCAUAGUCAUCCCUUUAGUCCGCAGAGUUCCAUAUGGGGGGGAGGGGAGUAGUCUGUCCCAGGCCUGGCUACGGACGUAUGAGACUGUCUCUGUGACAGAUAUCAGCUGCCAACAUGUGUUGUACACUGUUAUCCUCUCAGUGCAUGUUAAUACGCUGGUCCCUGGGACCAGGCAACUGGUGGCAGCCCAGGCCUUGAUGGAAAUGAAUCAGUCAAGCGGUGAAGACAGAGUACAGGUAGCCCAGGCGGUGAUUACAGAGUACGGGUAGCCCAGCCAAGUAGCCUAUAAGCAAGCAUAUAUCCCUAUACCAUAUUUUAUAUUGUGUGAAUACUUGUACUCAACAAGGCUUGUCUUGUCAUGCGUGUCUUGCUGCAGCAUACUCACUGAGUGUGGUGCCGUACAAAGUGGUGUUAACAUAUGAAUCAUGAACCAUCUCACUGAUUGUGGCAAAUUGGAGUUGAAAUAUUUAUUUUGUCAUAGAACUAAAAGGCUUGUUUGACUUGG
Gopherus flavomarginatus (Mexican gopher tortoise) is the source of this 5308-nucleotide messenger RNA. RefSeq names its product C1q and TNF related 12 (gene C1QTNF12). The coding region runs from base 1911 to 2873 and encodes 320 amino acids. NCBI's taxonomy places the organism in Eukaryota, Metazoa, Chordata, Testudines, Testudinidae. The record is from RefSeq and is a predicted model, not a curated record. Gene Ontology annotation, biological process: positive regulation of insulin receptor signaling pathway; positive regulation of D-glucose import across plasma membrane; negative regulation of gluconeogenesis. The transcript has 10 exons. Gene Ontology annotation, molecular function: hormone activity.